Mycena citricolor is the source of this 6548-nucleotide messenger RNA. Lineage: Eukaryota; Fungi; Basidiomycota; Agaricomycetes; Agaricales; Mycenaceae. The record is from the annotation of a GenBank genome assembly.
UGUCAAUAGACACAUCGACAAGCAUGGCACUGUACGUUUCGCAAGCACAGGUUCCCCACCGGGGCUUCAUUCUCGCUAGGGCCAUGUUACGCUUCGCCCCGAGGACGAUGAAGACAUGUGGCACCUGUAUAAUCUGAUUCAGGAGGGUGAUUCGGUGCGGGCUACUGCAGUUCGAAGAUAUCCAAUACAGGCUCUGUAGACUCUCAACGAUUGCGGUUGAAUCUCACCAUACAAGUUGCCCGAAUCGAAUUCUCUGCAGCCUCCGCUCCAACUUCCACUGCUGAUGAUGCCACCACUGCCGAUCCAACGGGUUCUUCGUCUGGGGAGCAACCCUCCAAUGCUACACUACAUAUCUCGGGACCGGUCAUCGUUGAAAAUCAGCAUGUCCGACUGGGCGCAUACCACACGCUUGACAUCGAGGCUCAGCGCGAUAUACGCAUCGAGAAGGUCGAAGCUUGGGACAGCAUCGCCAAGUCACGAGUCGAAGAAUCCAUCGUGCCGGGCAGGGGUGCAGAGGUUGCCGCUGUGGUCUGCGGAGAGGGCACAGCGACGUUUUGUCUGCUAUCUGAGCAUAUGACGCUGGUGACACACAGGCUCUUCACGACUAUACCGCGCAAGGGCAAUACGGGGGCAUCGCAGCACGAGAAAGCCCUUACCAAGUUCUACGGGACUCUGUUCGAUGCUUUCUUGCGACAUGUCCCGUAUACGAACGCCGAUCUGAAGGCUAUUGUAAUCGCGAGCCCUGGAUGGGUCAGAGACGCAGUCUACGAUCAUCUUGUCGCUGAGGCUUCUCGCCGUGGAGACAAAAUUCUUCAAAAAGCGCUGAGAGAGAAAGUCCUCAAGGUCCAUGUCAGCAAUCCUCACGUGCACAGUCUUGUCGAAGUGUUGAAGAGUCCCGAGAUUGUUUCCCAAUUGAAGGAAACUAAAUUUGCACGGGAAGGAAUCGUUUUAGACAAGUGCGUUCAUCCUGUGUUCCUGCGAUGGUGCGCUCUCAACUGCGCAGAUUCUUCAAGAUGCUCGGAACAGAUGAGAUGAGGGCCUGGUAUGGGCCAGAUCACGUCAUUCUUGCUGCAGAUAGAGGUGCAAUAGGCACUUUGUUGAUCUCUGAUGAUCUUUUCCGUGCGAGCGAUCCGGCUACAAGAAAGAAAUACGUUGCCCUAGUCGAGUCCGUCCAGCAGAAGGGAGGAGAGGUGGUCAUAUUCUCUAGUAUGCACGAAUCUGGAAAACAACUCAACCAAUUGACGGGGAUCGCCUCUAUUCUCACAUUUCCUCUGGAUAUCGAAGUAGUAGAAGCCGAAGAGAAGGAGGAGGCCGAGAGAUUACAACAAGAAAGCGAGCAACCUGCUGGCUAGUCCACUGUAAAUAUCAGAUUAUCAAUGUCGAGCAAUCUCCCGUCGUUGAAUCGUCGGUCACACACGCGUGAAAUCACGCAUCAGUCACAUCUGUGUGAGGACUGUGGGUCAAUGGCGAAGUACUCACUCGUAAAGCAUACAUAUCCAUUUACGGAGGCCGGACCUCUAACACAACCAGAUUGAUUGCUAUGAACAUGAUUGCUACAUAGGGUAUGUACGCAUAACCUCAAGGUCAGUCGCCCUUGCGAGAGUUGUCACCGGCGCGUCCAGUCACAUCAGUCACGAUCAAAGUGCCUGUCAAAUGCAUUGUUCAUUAUCGACUAACUACGAGGUCAUAUAAAGCCGUCUCCGAGCGCGCGCUUGGUUCUAACCCGAGCACCAGAGGUGCAGCCAUUCCGCCCACGCAGAUACGAGUGCUGCCCUCCCGAACGCCGCACUCGCUGCUCGUGCCCCAGAGACCCCGAAUAGAUCCCGUACUUUGGCUUGGAGUAUCAUCAGUCCACAAAAUCACAUGCAACUGAAAUGGAAGGAUAGUCUAGGAAAGGGAAAGACAACCUGUCAAUAUCUGCACCGAUGUCGACCUCAUCAAGCGCACCUGCUCCCGUGCUGGUAAUCACCACCUCGGAUCCCACCCCCUACCGUGACAGCUCUCAUGCAAGUGAAUCUUUAGACACGAACGUCCAAGCGGUCCAGGACUCAAUCAUGCGAGAGCUCGAAGGCCAUUUCUACGAGGAUCCAUACUUUCACCGCCGCCUCGCCAAGAAGGCCAAGGAGGCCCAUCCGCAGUUCGAAAAUGCUGCCAAUGAAUGGCUGAACGAUGCGAACCGGUCCGGAUAUCGCGAUGGAAAAUGGACUGCUGUCGCGAAUGAGAUGGGACCGGGAAAACUGGAGAAGAAGUUGUACGAUCCAUUGCACAAGCUGCUGGACGCGAUCAUGGUCCAGUUCGGCAACAAGGAGUCGCCCUCCGCUACUGCUGGCUAUCAUGGAACUAAACGCCAAGUACGGGAAACCUGGAGGACCCGGCUUCACCACCACAACCCGGAUGGCGUCAAGAUUGUCCUGGACGGUGAAACGAAAUCGAUCCGCAUCAAGUCGGCGCCAGAUCUCGCUGUUCUCGUGGCUGGACCGUCUGCGACGAAAGAUGCCGAGAUCGGAGAGAUGAUCGACUAUACCCAGGCUGGACUUGCGAUCGAGGUUAAACGCGAUGAGGGAUUCACGAAGGCAAUUCAGUGCCAACUGGCUGUUUAUGCCCGAGAGAUCUUUAUUGCCCAGGACAAUCGGCGCUUUGUCUUGAUCCCUCUGCUCACAGGGAAGACGAUGCGGAUCGUCCAAUUUGAUCGCUGUGGGGUGCACUACUCGCCGGCGUUCGACUAUCAUGAAGAGCCCCUCCUGUUCAUCAAGCUCGUUUAUCUCCUUACCUCGCACAACGAAGAGUGGAUGGGCUACGACACGCGUAUUCUCUGGCAAGGUGGCAAGCGUGUGAUGGAGAUUCCGGAUGCUUGCGUUCGCACUGACGUGGGACCGGGCUGGAACGAGACCGCAAGAAAGUUGUCGUUUGACAUUCUGGACGAGAACGGCAAUCCGGGUCCUGACGUCAAGCCCUCAUUCGCUCGUCGCACGAUCCGGUCACGCGGGACUGUGUGCUGGGCGGUUCGAGAUGUAAAGACGAACAAGCAAUACCUGGUCAAAAUCGCCUGGCCCGCCUCAGGUCGAGUGCUCGAGCCAGACAUGUUGAAGCAAGUCAGCGGUGUCAAGGGCAUGGGGCAGAUGUACGCUUAUGUCGAGCCUACAUUGGAGGCAACUGCGUUCGACCUUCGGCUGAUGACCGCGAAGCAGCGGGAGGACACCGGGAUCUUGAACCGAUUCCACGUGUUACUGGUUUUGGAGUUCUAUGGGUCGACGCUCAAUACAGCAGAGACCGCUGUGCAAUUGCUCCGCGCCAUCAGAAAUAUCGUCAAGGGCCACCGGGAAAGCGUUCUCGAUAAGGGCGUCAUGCAUCGGGACAUCAGCUUCCAUAACAUCCUGCUAUCGUCCAUUGAAGCCCAUGGAGAAGCAGUCCUGAUCGACCUUGAUACGGCGAAGUUGCUUGACCACUUGCUAGAAAUGAUAGACGUCGCUGGUGAUUUCAGGAGAGGCACACGGGCUUUCCAAUCGUUCCGCGUUCUCGUCCAUCACGAUCUUGCGAUUCACGAUCAUAUGGACGACCUCGAGUCCAUUUUCUAUGUUCUUCUCUGGCGUGACCAACUCCCGGCACCCCUCGGUCACGAGAAACGAACGCUCAUCACUGGGACCUUCAGCCCCAUUAUUCGGUUCAUGGACUCAGCCACCCAGACCAUCCUGAUGAAUCUCGUCGAGGCCCAUCAAGAGCUGUUUGCGGCACGAAUCGCUGUUAUUGACAACACUGUCCGCUUGAAGACGCUUGGCCGAUCUCGUCCAGGGAUCGCUGUCCUUCAAGAACCGUUCAAAAACGCAGUGAGCGACUACCAAGCGUUCCUCGCGCCAUUGGACGUCGCCAUCGAGGCUCUGGAGGGUCUUCCGGAGAAUCCCGUUCAGCCUGGGCUGGGCACUGGUCCCCCUACGACAACCAGUUCCUCCAAGCGUCCGCUACAAGGUGCAUCGAGUACUCCAACAAAGAAGCGACGCUUGGAACAGGACAGAAAGGCAGCGGCUAUUGCUCCUGAGCAUGGCGUCCGUAUCUUGAGUCUUUCGGUUGGCGUAGCUCAAGAGGUCGAAGAAGGUUUGGCCCAUGACACAGAUGAACAUGAGGAUGAAGAGACUUCGGAGGAAGAUGACGACGAGGAUUAUAAGGAUAAUUCCAUGGGAAUUAAAGGGCGACGACGUGCAGGGCCCGAUUCCAGACGAUACCCUUUUAUGUCAAACUCCGCUCGUGCGCCCCCUCCUAAUUUGGACACCACCGAGACGGCUGAGCGACUCACCGUGGCAGCGACUGGCUCAAAUCCCUACCCCUACAAUGAUAGCUCUCAUGCAAGUGAACCUUUGGACACGAACGUCCAAGCGGUCCAGGGCUCAAUCAUGCGAGAGCUCGAAGGCCAUUUCUACGAGGAUCCAUACUUUCACCGCCGCCUCGCCAAGAAGGUCAAGGAGGCCCAUCCGCAGUUCGAAAAUGCUGCCAAUGAAUGGCUGGACGAUGCGAACCGCUCCGGAUAUCGCGAUGGAAAAUGGACUGCUGUUGCGAACGAGACGGGGCGUGGGAAACUGGAGAAGAAGUUGUACGACCCAUUGCACAAGCUGCUGGACGCGAUCAUGGUCCAGUUCGGCAACAAGGAAUCGCCCUCCGCUACUGCUGGCUGUCAUGGAACUAAACGCCAAGUACGGGAAACUUGGAGGACCCGGCUUCACCACCACAACCCGGAUGGCGUCAAGAUUGUCCUGGACGGUGAAACGAAAUCGAUCCGCAUCAAGUCGGCGCCAGAUCUCGCUGUUCUCGUGGCUGGUCCAUCAGCGACGAAAGACGCCGAGAUCGGAGAGAUGAUCGACUAUACCCAGGCUGGACUUGCGAUCGAGGUGAAAUGCGAUGAAGGAUUCACGAAGGCGGUUCAAUGCCAGCUUGCCGUAUACGCCCGAGAGAUCUUUAUUGCCCAGGACAAUCGGCCCUUUGUCUUGAUCCCUCUGCUCACAGAGAAGACGAUGCGGAUCGUCCAAUUUGAUCGCUGUGGGGUGCACUACUCGCCGGCGUUCGACUAUCAUGAAGAGCCCCUCUUAUUAAUCAAGCUCGUCGCCUUCCUCACGUCGCACAACGAAGAGUGGAUGGGCUACGACACAAGGAUCUUCUGGCAAGGUGGCAAGCGCGUGAUGGACAUUCCGAAUGCUCGCGUUCGCAUUGCUAGAGCAUCGGGCUGGAAUGAGACCGUGGAGAAGCUGUGUUUCGUGGUUCUUGACGAGCACGACAAUCCGCGCGCGGAGGCCAAACCGACUUUCGCCCGCCGCACGAUCCGGUCACGCGGCACCACGUGCUGGAAGGUGCAACAUAGCACGACCAAGAAGAAAUACCUGGUGAAGAUCGCCUGGUCUACUAGCGGGCGAGUGCCCGAAUCGGAUAUGCUGAAGAGGGUUAGCGGUGUUAGAGGUAUGGGCCAGAUGUAUGCCUACGUCGAGCCGACUUCGGAGGAAACUGUGUUCGACACCCGACUGCUGAAGGCAAGAGAGCAGGCAAAAGCUGAACCGUUGAACCGGUUCCCCUCUUUCUUGGUUUUGGAACUCUACGGGUCCACACUGAAUGCAGCAGCGACGGCCAUCCAGUUGCUUCGAGCCAUCAAAUGUAUCGUUGAAGGUCACCAACGAUGCCUCGUCGACAAGGAGGUGAUGCAUCGCGACAUCAGCUACAACAAUAUCCUUCUUUCACCGAUCGAAGAGCACGGAGAAGCGGUUCUGAUCGACCUGGAUAUGGCCAAGUUUAUUGACCACCUGAAACAAAUGAUAGGCGGAACGCGCGCGUUCCAGUCCGUUCGUGUUCUGUCGCAUCCCGCCCUGGGCAUUCACGAUCAGAUGGACGAUCUCGAGUCCAUCUUCUACGUUCUGCUCUGGGUCCUCUGCUGCCUCGAUGCCAAAGGCGGUGAAAUCACCAAUGCGCCAUUUCUGAAAUGGUUUGACGCGACUCUCUCGCGUGACACUCUGGGCGACCAGAAGAUAGCCGUCCUGACUACGUACUUCCGCCAUCCCAUAACCAGGUUUACGGACCCGGCCACAGUGGCCAUCCUGGGCGCGCUCAUCCGGGCCCAUCAGCUUCUCUUCAGGACGAGAUUGGCUGUAAUCGACAACACAGUUGCCCAGGCCAGAGGGGAAGGCGCUGCCGACUUUCCUGUCUUGCAGACCAACUAUUCAUGAGCUUCAACGGAUUAUGAAGCCUUUCUUGCCCCGUUACGUGUCGCCAUUGAAGCUCUCGAGGCUCUUCCAGUCGCUGCUCCCGCUGUUUCGGCUGAUGCUGUCUUGCACCCGAGCUCAGCGCCGCCAAACAGCUCCGUUAAACGUCCUCUGCCCGCCGGGUCCAGCACUGCGGCAAAGAAACGACGUCUGAAGUAGAAUAAAAGGGGUGCAGCUAUUACUACCAAACACGGCGUCGGCCACUACCCGAGCGGUGGGAGGGGAUCCUGUCGAGCAUGAGGAUGAAGAUGAGGACGAGGACGAAGAGACCGAUGGAGACGAAGAAACGGAAGACGAUGACGACGACGACGACGA